This is a messenger RNA of Lathyrus sativus (Indian pea), 1482 nucleotides long. Lineage: Eukaryota; Viridiplantae; Streptophyta; Magnoliopsida; Fabales; Fabaceae. The record is from the annotation of a GenBank genome assembly.
AUGGAAGUUGAGACUCACUCUGCCUUUGAUCUUAACCCGAAUUCAAACCCCUAUGACAUUCACCCGUCGGGUUUUCGGACCUCCGAAUACCCCGACCCGACAUUCCGUCUCUCCCUUCACGAUGAUACGCCAUUAUCUGAAACUUUUCAGUUGUCGGAGGAGCUGCACGCGCUUGGAAGCGCGUGUUCUCAGUCCAACGCUGCUGUUUGUGUUCAGAAAGUCUACCGUGGUUACCGUACACGGCGGAGGUUGGCUGAUUCCGCCGUUGUCGCUGAAGAACUAUGGUGGCAAGCGAUAGAUUUUUGGAGGUUGAAUCGUAGUACGAUUUCGUUCUUUAAUUUGCCUGAAACUGCUGCGUCUCGCUGGUCUCGAGUCACACUCAAUGCUUCCAAGGUUGGUAAAGGACUGUCCUUAGACGCCAAAGCACAAAAAUUGGCUUUUCAGCACUGGAUUGAAGCUAUUGAUCCACGCCAUCGCUAUGGACACAACUUGCAUUAUUAUUACGAAGAAUGGUGCAAAACUGAUUCUGGUCAGCCUUUCUUUUAUUGGUUGGAUUUGGGGAACGGGAAAACUCUUGAUCUUGAUCGGUGUUCCCGAUCAAAGCUUCGAAAACAAUGCAUAAAGUAUCUUGGACCUCAAGAGAGAGAGAACUAUGAAUAUAUUGUCUGCGAUGGAAAAAUUAUCAACAACCAAUCUGGAGAUUUUCUUCAUACCAAAAAGGAUACUGCAGAUGCUAAGUGGAUAUUUGUAAUGAGCACUGAGAAGAAACUUUAUGCUGGAAAGAAAAAGAAGGGACAAUUCCAUCAUUCUUCCUUUUUGGCUGGUGGAGCUACCUUAGCUGCGGGACGGCUCGAAGCUGAGGAUGGGGUUCUAAAGUCCAUCUCUGCAUAUAGUGGACACUAUCGGCCAACAGACGAAACGCUUGACGCCUUCUUAUCAUAUCUCAGGGAAAAUGGUGUCAAUCUUGACGAAGUUGAGAUUCGCAAACCAAAUGAUGACCUUGAUAAUUAUGAGGAAGGCAAGCUUGGCGAGAGAUCCUUAACAACUGGAAUCUCCAUCACUUCUGAGAUAUCUGAGGAAACCGAGAACACUCCAUCCCAAGAUAAGGAAGACCCUCCUCAGCCCGAAAUCACUGUUGGUAGUUACAAAAGGACUCUGUCAGGUGGUCUUCAGAGUCCACGCGCGACUGAGGUGUCCAAGACUUCUAUAUUGCAAAGAAUCAAUUCCAAGAAGGGUUCACAGUCCUACCAACUGGGACAUAGCCUUUUGCGCAAAUGGUCGACUGGAGCAGGACCUAGAAUCGGCUGUGUUAACGAUUAUCCCGUGGAGCUUAGACUACAGGCAUUGGAAAUGGUUAACCUUUCUCCAAAACUUCCACCAUCUCCAUUGUCAUGCAUGUUAAGGGGCGGUCUUGUUUCGCCUACAGCUCCUCCGACACCCAACACGGUGCAAAUUUACAAGGAUGAGAGUCUGGUUAAUUGA